Messenger RNA from Closterium sp. NIES-67, 1916 nucleotides. The record is from the annotation of a GenBank genome assembly. NCBI's taxonomy places the organism in Eukaryota, Viridiplantae, Streptophyta, Zygnematophyceae, Desmidiales, Closteriaceae.
CUCUCGACAAUCUAACAUAGCAUCUAGAGCCAGGUUUCGCCCUCUACUCACGCUUCCGCCCUAGCACACCCUAGCCUAGCGCGCCUCGCAGCUCGUCCCUUCCCCGCCCUCUCCUCUUCGUCGCGUAGCUCACGCCAGCCGCCGCUGGCCCGCGCCCGCCAGCGCCUUAGUUCGUAGCCGUCCCACCUCCCGCCACCCGUUCCUAGCCUGCGCAAGCUCGCGCCAGCCCGCCGCCUGCUCGCCUGCUCGCCAGCCCGCCAGCCCGCCAGCCCGCCAGCCCGCCUGCUCGCCAGCUCGCACGCUCGCCUGCUCGCCUGCCCGCCCGCCCGCCUGCUCCCCAGCCCGCCAGACCGCCUGCUCGCCGGCUCGCACGCUCGCCAGCUCGCACGCUCGCCUGCUCGCUUGCUCGCCCGCCCGCCCGCCCGCCUGCUCUCUUGCUCGCCUGCCCGCCAGCCCGCCUGCUCACCAGCCCGCCUGCUCGCCUGCUCGCCAGCCCGCCAGCCCACCUGCUCGACAGCUCGCACGCUCGCCUGCUCGCCAGCCCGCCUGCUCGCCAGCUCGCACGCUCGCCUGCUCGCCUGCUCGCCCGCCCGCCUGCUCGCUUGCUCGCCAACCCGCCAGCCCGCCUGCUCGCCCGCUUGCACGCUCGCCUGCUCGCCAGCCCGCCUGCUCGCCUGCUCGCCUGCUCGCCAGCCCGCCAGCCCGCCUGCUUGCCAGCGCGCCUACUCGCCAGCUCGCCUGCCCGCCUGCUUGCCCGCUCGACUGCUCACCAGCCCGCCUGCUCGCCUGCCUGCCAGCAGCGCAGCAGCCAGCGCCAGCAGCCAGCAGCCAGCUCACUGGCUCACCAGCGCCACCAGCGCCAGCAGCCAGCAGCCAGCACCAGCUAGCUCGCCAGCGCCAGCCAGCGCCAGCAGCCAGCAGCCAGCUUGCUGGCUCACCAGCGCCACUAGCGCCAGCAACCAGCAGCCAGCGCCAGCCGCCAGCCGCCAACAGCCAGCAGCCAGCGCCGGCUGCUGCCACCCACUGCCACUACCGCAGCUACUACUGCCCGCUGCUGCCCCGCUGCUGCCUACUGCCGCCCACUGUCGUUGCAGCCGCCACUACCGCAGCCACUGCUGCCGCCACUGCAGCCGCUGCCUCUGCAGCUGCCGCUGCUACUCCUAUCGCCACUGCUGUUGCCCACCGUCAGCUUCGGCCUCCAGCAGCCGGCCACCAGCCGCCAGCACCAGUCACCAGCCGCCAGCAGCCGACCGCCGACCCUCAGCCGUCAGCCACCAGCUGCCACCACUCGCGAAAAGCCGCUGACCACCAGCCGCCAGCGGCAGUCGGCCGCCAGCCGCCAGUCGCCAGUCGGCCGCCUGCCCCAUGGCUCCGUUAUGGCUAACUCCACAACUGUGCCUGAUCAACCGUCCUCGCGCUCUCUCCCUCUACCGCAACCUCCUAAGAGAGAUCAGCAAGCGACCCGGGGAUAUGAGCUGGGCGGCAGCGGAGAGCCGGAAGAAGGAUCUGCGGAUGCUGUUCGAGAUGGGGAGGAGCGAAGCGUCCGUGGAUAAUGUGAGAGAGCUGUUUAGAACAGGGGAGCACGUGCUGGCACAGCUUAGAAGGGGGCACCUGCCAGAAGUGGCUUAUGUGUAGCCUGGCGUAUGUUCCGGACUUGGUCUUGGGGAUCGAAGGAGUGAAGCAUCAGUGGAUAAUGUGAGAGAGCUGUUCAAAGGGGAGCAUGUGCUAGCACAGCUGGGAAGCAGGCAUUCACUCCUGAAGUGGCUUACUACCGUAAACGCCCGGAUAGAAGACCCCCAUGGAAUAGAAGAUAUAGUGUCUUGUAUUAGGCGUUCGAGGGAGGUAUGAGAUAAGAUACCCUACGUUGCUUUCAGUGUCGCAUGUGUUAACACACUGUAUUGUCCAAAAGGCUAACA